AUGUGGAGGACGGUUGUGGUGUUGGCGCUGGCGGCGACAGUUAGCGCACUGCUCGACGGUCCGAACGUGUGCACAAGGCAGGAGGCUUACACGACGACAAUACGGGUGUCGGAACAGCAGCCGUAUCAAGAGAAACAUUACACGUGGUGCUUCAGUGUACCACCUCGAUGUUCCAAGUACAAGAUUAAGUUUCGUCAGGUGUUUAAAACACAGACACUGGUAAAGCAUAGGCCGGUGGAAGAAUGCUGCGCGGGAUACGCUCCAGACUCCGAGGGGAAGCAAUGUGUGCCUGUGUGCGUGGAUGCGUGCAUACACGGAAAGUGCGUCGCACCAAACACGUGUGCGUGCGAUCACGGAUACGGGGGCCCGGCCUGUGACAUAUCGUGUCCGAACGGCAAAUGGGGUCGAAAUUGUCAGCACGACUGCCGGUGUUUGAACGGCGGCACUUGCGAGCCGCUGACCGGCGAGUGCGCUUGCACCGUGGGCUGGCGAGGCGACGCGUGCGAGCGGCCGUGUGCGCCGGACACGUUCGGCGACGGCUGCCAGCAGCAGUGCCAGUGCCGCAACGCGGCCGCCUGCGACCCGGCCAACGGGGCCUGCGACUGCGCGCCCGGCUUCACCGGACCGCUGUGCGAAGAAGAAUGUCCCAAUGGCGAGCCUUGCAAGCAGCAAUGUAGGUGUCAAAAUAACGGCAAAUGUAACUUUGUCACAGGAGAGUGUGAAUGCACUCCCGGCUGGACUGGUCAAGUUUGUGCUAAUAAAUGUCCUGCAGGUCGCUGGGGAGAUAAGUGUGAAAAAACUUGUGAAUGUGCUAAUGGAGCUGGCUGUCAUCAUGUCACUGGGCACUGUCAGUGUGAGGCUGGUUUUACGGGAGAGAAGUGUGUGGAGCCAUGUCCGCUGGGCACGUACGGAGUGGGGUGUCAGGGCACAUGCGCGUGCUUGCACGGCGGCGAAUGCUCGGCGCGCAACGGCUCGUGCGCCUGCAGGCCGGGCUGGCGCGGCGAGCGCUGCGAGCUGCGCGCCUGCCCCGACGGCAAGUGGGGCGCGCGCUGCAGCCGCGACUGCGAGUGCAACCCCGCCACCACCGACAUGUGCGACCCGUGGACGGGCGCGUGCGAGUGUGCUGCGGGCUGGGGCGGCGAGACGUGCUCGCGCCAGUGCCCGCUGCUCACGUACGGCAAGGGCUGCCGCUCCACUUGCCGCUGUGAAAACAGCGGCCACUGUUCGCCCGUCAACGGGUCGUGCCUGUGCGCGCCGGGCUACCGCGGGCUGCGCUGCGAGGAGCCGUGCCCGUUCCCGCACUACGGCGACAACUGCGCCGACACCUGCCAGUGCCAGAACAACGCCACCUGCUCGCACGAGACCGGCCACUGCGACUGCCCGCCCGGAUUCGACGGAUUAAAAUGUGAUAGGCCAUGUGAUGGAAAAACUUUCGGAUUGCGAUGUCGACAACCUUGCGAUUGUGAAAAUGAUGCCCCGUGUAAUCCAGUGAAUGGCGAGUGCGUGUGCGGCGCGGGGUACACGGGCACGCGCUGCGAGCGGCGCUGCGCGGCGGGCUACUUCGGCGCUGGCUGCGCGCUGCGCUGUGACUGCUCGCGCAAUGCGCUCGGCUGCCACCACGUUACCGGACAGUGCAUUUGCGAGAGCAGCUGGCGGGGCGUUCGAUGUGAGAGCCAGUGCGCGUCGGGUCUGUACGGUGAGCAGUGCUCGGAGCGGUGUCCGUGCGCGAACAACUCGUCGUGCGACGCGGAGACGGGCCGCUGCCAGUGCGCGGCGGGCUGGAGCGGGCCGCACUGCGACCAGCCCUGCGAGCCCGGCCGCUACGGCGCCGGCUGUGCGCAGCUCUGCCCCGAGUCGGCUGAUGGUAACACAACAUGCGACCCCGUAACUGGCAAAUACACCUGCCCCAACGGUUAUACAGGUGUCACAUGCGAGUAUCCAUGCCCGCUGGGCACUUAUGGGCUAAAUUGCGAACAAAAGUGCAAUUGUAAGAAUGGGGCUGACUGUCAUCAUGUCACUGGCGAGUGCCAGUGCCUGCCGGGCUGGCGCGGCGCGGGGUGCGCGGAGGCGUGCGGCGCGGGCUGGUGGGGCGCGGGCUGCUCGCAGCCGUGCCGCUGCGCGCGCGGCGCCGCCUGCCGCCCCAACGACGGCUACUGCCGCUGCCCGCCCGGCUACACCGGCAGCUACUGCACCCAGUUUUGUCCCGAGGGCUAUUUUGGCGAUCAUUGCAUGGAGCCUUGCAAUUGUUCUUCCGUGGGCAACUGGGUGUGUGAUCCCGUUAAGGGCUGCGUGUGCCACCGCGGUUUUAUCGGAGAACAUUGCGACAUACAUGCUAGUGACGCCAUUCACAUUGAUCAAGUUUCUGGCUCGUCCAGCGGCGGGCUGACGGCGGUGAUGGUGGUGCUGGCGCUGGCGUGCGCGGCGGGCGCCGUGCUGGUGCUGCUGCACUACCGCCGCCGCGUGCGCCACCUCAAGCGCGAGAUCGCGCACGUGCACUACACCGCCGACCCCAACCAGCAGCCCGAGCAACAACACUUCGAUAAUCCAGUGUAUUCGUUCCAAGGCUCGACUCGAGGCGACGACAGCACCACUCUCUUAAACAACGCUACGCAAAUUUUCAACAAUUUAGGCUCGGGUAGUAAAUUGAAUAAUGCAACUAUGGAGAAAUUGAGAAUGACUGCUACGAGCUCUACAGACAGUUACGAUCCGUUCUCGACACUGAAGAACAAGGAUGCGGAUGCAACUAAUCCCAACCUCUACCACUGCAUCGACGAAGACAAAUUGGAUCAUGUAUACGACGAAAUUAAGCACAAGGAAGGAUAUGAAAUGGAAUACGAUCACCUGAAUUACACACCGCCGGCGAAUACAUGGAAGCCUCAUUAUCAAAGAAUGAACAAUGGCUUCACGCCAACAGACUCGCAAAACGGUUUCGCACCCCGAAAUGACACACCGACUCCGCCUAUACCUCCCUUGCCGAAAUUAAAUAUCACUCCAAUACCACCGAAAAGAGAAGAUGAGAUUUUAAACGUUCCAAUACCUCCCAAGAGGGAAGAGGGGGCCUCCGGUGUUAGUGACGACGAAAACGAUACAUCUACUUGA
Molecule: messenger RNA, 3099 nt
Organism: Parnassius mnemosyne (clouded apollo)
Lineage: Eukaryota; Metazoa; Arthropoda; Insecta; Lepidoptera; Papilionidae
Source: the annotation of a GenBank genome assembly